This is a messenger RNA of Hemibagrus wyckioides, 3060 nucleotides long. RefSeq names its product CTF18, chromosome transmission fidelity factor 18 homolog (S. cerevisiae) (gene chtf18). The record is from RefSeq and is a predicted model, not a curated record. The coding region runs from base 147 to 2864 and encodes 905 amino acids. The transcript has 21 exons. Gene Ontology annotation, molecular function: ATP binding; ATP hydrolysis activity. Lineage: Eukaryota; Metazoa; Chordata; Actinopteri; Siluriformes; Bagridae.
GGAAAACGUUUCCAGAAUGAUCCGGAUGUGUAUAGAAAACCCAAAUAUUUUGCGCGAAAACCUCAGCCGGGAAGAUUCCUGUGUUUUUGUGUAAAAAGUUGUUUGUUUGUUUUAUUGUGUAAAUUUUAUUUCCCCUCAAGCUCAGAAUGGAUGAAUAUGAUGAAAUGUACGGGAUUGAGGAUGAUUUUGAGCGCCAGUUUGCGGACGAGCUGGAGGUGAUGGCUGAAAUGGAGCGUGAGUCUCCUGUUAACGUGAAGGUGUCGGAGUUCAGAGCGAAGAAACAGACGUUUGAGGAAGCUCUCACCUCCGCUGACUCGGCUUUACCGGACACGGACACGGCCGCGGCUCAGGAGCGAGAGGAGGACGAGGCUCUGACACCCAAAGCAAAGAGGCGAAAACAGGACGUGGCCAAAAAACUCCAUUUUGAAGCGACAGGUGAUGACAUCACUCCUCCAUCCUCACCUGAGACGUGUCAGAGGUCAGAGAGGACCAGGUCAGGGUUUUCUCUCUCUCUCUCACCGGACAGACCCGUAGCUGCCGAGCCGGUCAGUGUGUUGGACAUCAGUGGUCUUGCGGUGCUGCAGGAAUCUCCGAAGAGAGCCACGGCGCCACGUCACGUGCUGAAACGUCCACCAGCCAGUGGAGACUUCAUCACCGUCACUGACUGUAUGGGCAACCGAGUGUAUCUCCGCAAGACCCAGGAGCAGGACGAGCAGACGCCAGAUCCGAGAUUUUUCCGAAAUUCCCAGAGUGCACUGGGGCUGCUGGCUGUUCCUAUUGAGGUUCUCAAAGAGCAAGUGUCAGAAAGACGUCAUCGUCAGCUGGUGGAGGAAUCCCAGAGAUUAACAGAACUCCUCAACAGUGGUGUAGAUCCUGAACUUCUUGUGGAUGGAGUAAUAGAAGACACUGAGGAUGAAAACAUGAACACUCCUGAUGAAAGCUCCGCCUCUCGGCUGUGGGUGGAUUGCUUCGCUCCUCAGCAUUAUAUGGAGCUCCUGAGUGAUGAUUUCACUAAUCGCUGUCUGUUGAAGUGGCUGAAACUUUGGGACUGGGUGGUUUUUGGGAGAGAGAGAAAGUCUCGUCCUCCCACAGCCGAGUCCAGAACCAGCAGCACCAGCACUCAGAACCAGAACCAGCGCUUUAAAACAAAAAGUCAGAUCACUGAAGAGAUCCUGGAGGCCGAGCUGGACCAGUACAAACGACCCAAACUCAAGGUUGCGCUCCUGUCUGGUCCUCCAGGAUUAGGAAAGACGACGUUAGCGCACAUCAUUGCUAAACAUGCAGGAUAUAAUGUAGUGGAGAUCAAUGCUAGUGAUGACCGCAGUGCAGAGUUGUUUCAGAAGCGUAUAGACACGGCCACACAGAUGAAGUCAGUCCUGGGAGCCAACGAGAAACCAAACUGUCUCAUCAUCGACGAAAUAGAUGGAGCUCCAGCAGCUGCCAUCAGUGUGCUGUUAGCGACUCUGAACAGGAAGGACAGUCGAGAAGGAGAAGAGUCCACCUCAAACCCUCUGAAGAAAAAGAAGAAGAAAGAGACUGUUUUGCUUCGGCCAAUCAUCUGCAUCUGUAAUGACCUUUACACUCCAGCUCUGAGGCCGCUGAGGCAGCACGCAUUUCUGUUAACGUUUCCUCCGACGCAGCAGUCUCGCCUCACUCAGAGACUGGCAGAGAUCACACGUCGACAGGGUAUGAAGGCGGACACGGGCUCUCUGAUGGCCUUAUGUGAGAAGACAGACAAUGACAUCCGUGCAUGCAUCAACACGCUACAGUUUUUACACGGCCGAGGUCAGAGGCAGUUGGAUCAGCGUGUGGUCAAUUCCAUGAGCAUUGGCUUAAAGGACCAGAACAAGGGACUGUUUUCAGUGUGGCAAGAAAUAUUUCAGCUUCCUCGAUCCAAAAGGAAACGGUUUGGUGGAGAUACUCUGGGAGGCGGAGAGGAGGCGGGGCUUAAAGAUGGCAGCCAGAGAUUACAGCACAUCCUUCACCUGGCCUCGUCCACCGGAGAGCACGAGAAACUCACACAGGGUUUGUAUGAUAAUUUCCUCAGUAUGAAGCUGAAGGACCCGAGUAUGGCAAAUGUGUGUUCAGGACUGGACUGGCUCAGUUUCUCUGAUCUGGUGAACGAGUGUGUGUUACACGGGCAAAAUUACUCUCUCAUGCGCUACCUGCCCUUCCUCCCUGCUGCCUUCCAUCACCUGUUCGCCACGAACUCUGUCCCCCGCAUCAGUUACCCCAACAGUCACUAUGAGGGUCUUAUGAAAACCCAGCACACAAAGAAUGCGCUGGUUGCCAUGUUGGCAGAGAUCCCUCCUUCCGUACGAAGCCGUGUCUGCCAGAAUAAUCUGUGUUUAGACGUUCUGAGUCUUUUACUGGAGCUCAUCUGCCCCAAACUACGACCGGUUAAUCCUCAGCUGUACAGUACGAGGGAGAAACAGCAGCUCUGUGAGCUCAUUGAUACAAUGAUUAACUACAACCUGACUUACAGACAGGAACGCACACCUGAGGGACAGUACACCUACAUCCUGGAACCUAACGUCGAGGACGUGGUGCGGUUUACUGGUCUGCCCCCUCGGAGACAGCUGACCUAUCAGGUGAAGCAGCUGAUCGCCAGGGAGACGGAGCUGGAGCGGAUGAGGAGGGUGGAGCGAGCGCAACAGAAACACAACCCUCAGAAGACGGAGACGGUCCAGGAAGUGAAGGAGGUGAAGAAACCUCAGGGCAAGACGCGGACCAGCAGGAACCACCAGCAGAGGCUGGAGAACAUCGUCAGGCAGACGGUGGUGGAGAGUAAGCCUGAAAUGGAUUUCUUCGGACGAGCCGUGGUACCUAAAGAGAAAGCGGCCGCUAGCACAGCUACAGGUUAGCGUCUGUAACACAACCUGACAUCGUGGUCCGCGCUCGCGCUCCUCGGUCUAAUGUCCUGUUCUUGUCCUUCUAGAUGAAGACGGGAAGUCGAGCGUGGGCGCUCAGAUCGGUAAAGCUGUAGGUAACAGUGACGUCUGGUUCCGCUUUAAUGAGGGAGUCUCUAACGCAGUGCGCAGAAACGUCUACAUCAGAGAG